AUGGGUAUCCAAGGAUUGAUGACCUACGUUGGAGAAAAUCAUAAUUUUUUUAAUAAUGUCAAGCUACAAAAUACAAAAAUUGUGAUCGAUGGCAAUAACUUAUUUCAUAGACUUUAUUUUGACUCUGGAAUCGAUCUUAAACAUGGAGGUGAAUAUGAUUUGUUUACCGACGUCAUCUGCAAAUUUUUUGAGGCCUUGUCUCUCUGUAAUAUUGCGCCAUACGUGGUGUUUGAUGGUGGAUGUGAUUGUACUGAUAAGAAGUUCGAAACACUCAAACAGCGGGCCAGGAAGAAAAUCCAAAAUGCGCACAUCAUCUCUAGAGGUGGUGGAGGAAUGCUGCUUCCGCUGCUGAACCCAGAAGUUUUUAAACAGGUUUUACUGCAAUUGCAAGUACCUUUCGUCCAGUGUCAUUCAGAAGCAGACCGUGACAUUGUAACUCUCGCUAAUCAGUGGGCCUGCCCUGUUCUGACACUAGAUAGUGACUUCUGUAUCUUUGAUUUGAAAGCUGGUUAUUGUCCCUUAAAUUACUUUAAGUGGCAAAGUGUGACUACUCCAAAAGACCAUUCUGGAUCCUACAUUUCAGCCCAGUGUUUCUCUGUUGAGAAUUUCUGUAAACAUUUUAACCUAGUAAACAAAGCCUUACUCCCUCUGUUUGCAGUGUUGAAUGGCAAUGAUUAUGUGAACCUACCUACCUUGGAGACCUUUCUCGCCCGAGUGCAUAUCCAUGCAAGGACAUCUGGUUCAGCAAGAAAGAAAAAUAUGCGCAUUCAAGGGCUUCUGAACUGGCUAUCCACAUUUUCUGAUCCAGAGGAAGCAAUGGAAAACAUUCUUAAAUGUCUAAAACAAAAUGAACGUGAGGAGGUCCGAAAAGUUCUCUGCACUGUUAUGGAUGAAUAUACUCAGUCAGAAGUGGAUCUUACAAAGUUCUUUCAAAAUAAAGACCUGAGAGCUCAUGUUCCCAUUGCGUUGGCCAGCAAAGCCCCUGAGUGGAUGUGCCUUGCUCUAAUGAAAGGAGAGUUGGCCCCUUUUCUUAGUGACUGCUUGAUUUUAAAGAGAGCCUUUUUGCAAACUCAGGUGGAGAAUACUGGCAGACCCAGCAGUAAUAGAUGCUCGUUGUAUAUUCGUCAGGUCAUAUAUGGAUUGUUACUGUGUGCAAAUGAGCCUUAUUCUAAUCAAAUGCUGGAUUUAUCAGAGAGGGGUUCAAUACAGGCAGGCAUUGGUGAAGAAAGACUCAGGAAAAUGUCUUGUGUGGAUGAAUUUGAUAGAUAUGAACAAACGCUGAGAAAAUCUAGUGUCCCAGCCGUACUGAAAGGAUUCAAUGCAAAUGAAAUCUACUCAUUGCAAAGACUACCUGAGAUUUCUCUGUCAGACAGAAUCCAUUUUCUACUGGACGUUCUGCAAGCGAAACCUGAUGUGUUGGCCUUGCCAGCUCACCUCCAGCUAACUGUUGCUGUGACUUGCUACUGGGUGGCUCAUGUUGAACCCAAAGUGACAUUACACCAUCUUCAAGCUCUGCUGCUCUGCAUUGUAACUGGAGAACUGAAUAAAAUCAUACAAAAGCCAGGUAACAGCAGCUUUGAUGAGAAGAGCAUCAGAAUGGUGCGUGACAGACUGACCCACAUGAAAGAAAGGAAACAGCAAAUGUGGAAUCUGGACCUAAAUGUGGCUCACGUGUUCUGUCAGUGGCAGAGCUGUCUGUUAAUGGGAAUCUAUCUAAAUCAGCUUUUGUGCUUUCCUCUUCCUGUGCCUGAUAUUACACGCCUCUAUCGUGGGACUUAUGUGCAUCGCUUAUACCAAACACUGCAAUCAAUGGCUGCUGCAGAGGAUCUGUUGAAAGGUUCUCUGAUUGCAGGUGAGGUUUACCAUGAGCUCCUGCACACCGUGAUCACCACAGUACCAGCAGACUUUUUCCAGAAGAAACACAAGUCGAAACACAAAUCUCAACACCAAUCUCAAGCCAAACUGAAGGAAAAACAAACAACUAAUUCUUCUGGAUCAUUGAUAAAUGAGGAUAAUCAGAAACAGGGUACCUGGCAUGAUGCAAAUAACCGAUUUGCAGCCUUGGCAACUGAGGAGUUUUGAUAAAAUCAGUGUUAUUUUGUAGCAUGAAAAGCUGUUGAAAUUUAAUACUGAAUGACAUACAGUCCACUUUACAGCAUUGCACAAGGGUUUCAUGAGGGUGCAUCGCAACAGCCCAUCUUGUUUUUAAACUUGUCCUUUAUGGAGAAAAGAUUAUCCAAUUGCUAUAUAAAAAAAAAUGAAUAGAAGGAAUCCACGUGUAAAUUAAUUAACCACACUCUACUCAGGUUCGUAACUGAUAUUUCAUUCUAGUGUUAAGUUCUAAGAUUGCUGUUUAGAAAGUAACUCAACAAAUAUUAGUUGCAGGACAAAUUAAUCUCAACCAACAUUUCCCUGCAUACAGCAUACACUAUAAAACAAGUAUUACCACUUCUGCUACAGUCACGUGUCUUGUCUGGCUAGCCACCAUAAUAUUUUAAAUCUGUAUGUUAACUAUGUUUUGUAUAUUUUGUAUAUUUUGCCCAGCCUCCCACAGACUGAAAUAUCAAUUUCAAAGCUCCCUCCUUUCACUGAGGGUAAUAAUCUCUUCCUUGACCAGGGUUAAUGUUUUCUUUUGUACAUUAAUCAUAUGUAUUUAAAUGUGAAUCUCAGUAUUUGGUCUAUUUCUCAGUCAUAAUAGUGGAGUCUGGUCUGGUUUUCACUUCUGACCUGAACACAGAACCAGUGAGUGUGAAAUAAACUCGUUCAUUUGAGUUUUAGCUUUGCUGUCCAUCUACUAAAUAAAGAGACUCCAAAUGUAAUCCUGUUAUUGAAUUUAUUAUAUCUAAUGGAGUACAGACCAAGAGUUAAAUCUGGCUGUGCUUAAAUUAGCAUCUGACUGGUUAAGUUUGCAAGUUGCAACGAGUUAAGAUCCCAACUUGACCGUUUGAGUGUUACAAACCUCUAAAUGGGCCUGAAAGUUGUUGUUUAAUCAGAGAAUAACUAUCCUUCCACAUUACAUUGCUAGUUUCACAUUUAACACAAAAGAUACAUUUUAGGAACUACUUACGGUGUUGCUUUCAACCUAGCAAAUAAACUGACAAUGUCCAAUAUAAGUGAAAUAUGCAUCAUACUUUAUAUGCAGAAGUCACAGAUUUAUUGCUAAUUUCAGGACUAGUGUCUAUCCCAAAGUAUAUUUUAUUCAGUAUUUUCAAUCUAUGAAUACUACAUUUUACUGUACAGGUAGUAAAGUCUGUCAACUUUCAUUCGGAAUUGACAAAAUGUUUGAAAUUGUUAUGAUUGUCUGGAAAUUGAAUAAAAUCUUGUCAUGUUU
Messenger RNA from Chiloscyllium plagiosum (whitespotted bambooshark), 3331 nucleotides. RefSeq names its product asteroid structure-specific endonuclease 1b (gene aste1b). Lineage: Eukaryota; Metazoa; Chordata; Chondrichthyes; Orectolobiformes; Hemiscylliidae. Gene Ontology annotation, molecular function: nuclease activity. The record is from RefSeq and is a predicted model, not a curated record.